This is a messenger RNA of Colossoma macropomum (tambaqui), 1145 nucleotides long. RefSeq names its product chemokine XC receptor 1-like. Gene Ontology annotation, cellular component: membrane. Lineage: Eukaryota; Metazoa; Chordata; Actinopteri; Characiformes; Serrasalmidae. The coding region runs from base 99 to 1145 and encodes 348 amino acids. The record is from RefSeq and is a predicted model, not a curated record. The transcript is spliced from 2 exons. Gene Ontology annotation, molecular function: chemokine receptor activity. Gene Ontology annotation, biological process: chemotaxis; immune response; G protein-coupled receptor signaling pathway.
GGGAUUUACAAGAACAGCGUACAGAACAGAGCUGUUUGGAAUUGUUCAGCUCAGUCUUGCUACCUGUAGCUCAUUUACAUUCUGAUCUGACCAAAGAAAUGGAAAGUGAUCCUCCAUAUGUAUACAGUGACGAUUAUGAUGAAAUAUGUCACAAAGAAACUGUGGCCAAAGUUGGAUCCAUUGCAGUUCCUUUAUUCUUUUCCAUUGUGGUCCUUUUCAGUCUUGUUGGUAACAUACUGGUUCUUGUCAUUCUUGGCCUCUACGAGACCCUCAGAUCACUGACCAACAUCUUCAUCCUCAACUUGGCUCUCUCUGACCUGAUGUUCACUCUGGGACUUCCAUUUUGGUCCUCUUACUACAUCUGGGGCUGGACCUUUGGUGAUGCAGUGUGCAAAGGGGUCAAUUUUGUCUUCUCAGCUGGAUAUUACAGUAGCAUUGUGUUCCUGAUGCUGAUGACCAUUCAGCGCUAUGCAGCAGUGGUCUAUCCUUUGUCUAAAUGGGAGGGAGGACAGAGGUUUGCAGUUGUUUCCAUCGUUGCCUGGAUGGUGAGCUUUUUAGCAGCAAUACCAGCCGUACUGUACAGUGAAGUCAUGUCUGACCCAGAAGACCCUAACAAACUUUACUGUGAGUAUAACAGCAUUAAAACCACUGUUGCCGUUACAUAUGAACAGAACGUCAUUUUUGUAAGUGCUUUUCUAGUAAUGGGUUUUUGCUACUUAAGAAUUCUUCAGACUGUCCUUAAAUCCCAAACAAGGAAAAGACACAGGACUAUAAGACUCAUCUUCUGCAUUGUGGUGGUCUUCUUUAUCGGCUGGGCUCCUUAUAACAUUGUGAUAUUUCUGCAGACCUUCACUUACCAUCAGAUUGACCCUUUUAUGGAAUGGUAUGUCACCGAUAAUUUAGAAUAUGCAGAUUAUGCCUGCAGACUGCUCGCUUUUUCCCACUGCUGUCUCAACCCAGUGUUUUAUGUUUUUGUUGGUGUAAAAUUCCAAAAUCAUUUGAAGAUGAUUGUACAAAAACUUUUCCAUGGGCAAAGCAACAUGGACCUCCAACGGCCGCGAAAAGCAGCUCAGAGUUCACAGGGCUCCAUGUAUGGAUACGGAGACAACCACUGUCAGACUCUUUGUACAAAUAUAAGUGUCUAA